UUCAAGUCGGGGAAUCCUAAGAAGAGGAAGCGCCUGGAGGCAGCUACUGCAGUCACGGAUUCGGACGUGGAAGCGCAUGGAGGAUGGAGACAUCUCGCUGACGAAACUGACCUUCGUGGAGGCAUAAACAUUGCUAUCGAGAGCAACAGCACACCGAGUACUUACUUAGCUGCUAUGGAUAAUGGUCAUUUCACGAUCGGCGCGCCACAUCUGGCCGCUGAAGGACCAAGUCCGAAUGAAGUUUGUUUGUGA
Gongylonema pulchrum is the source of this 252-nucleotide messenger RNA. NCBI's taxonomy places the organism in Eukaryota, Metazoa, Nematoda, Chromadorea, Rhabditida, Gongylonematidae. The record is from the annotation of a GenBank genome assembly.